CGGGAAGAGAGGGAUGUGUGUCCCCGCCCCCUCGCCUAGCCGCUCUGGCUCGAACGUCAGCUCCGGCCUCUCAGCCCUAGAAGUCGCCCGUCCCUGCGAACCAGCGAGUGGCCGCGGCUAGAAGGGCUGCGUGCGGCUCGUGCGCCAGGCUGGCCGGAAGACGAAUUAGUAGUUCCGCCUUCGUCUCGGGGUGGGGGUGGAGCUGGAGCUCGUCUUCGGUGGGCCAGUGGUCCCGUCCGCUCGGCGGCACCGGUGCUGAGAAGAGUAAACAUCCCUCAUCUCCUAGGGACCUGCCCCUGCACCACUUACCUUCUGCUUGAGUCUGUCUUCCUUCCACGUACCAUGGUUGUGCAGCAGCAGCAGUCACACCUGUCUCAGCAGUUACUGUCAUUAGAAGAAAAUGUCAUGGUCCAGCUUGGACAGGCCAAGUAAAGCCCAAAGGAUCCUCUUUGUUCCUGUGCCCUUUCCUAGGACAAGAUUGUUAAUAAAUUGAAGACUCAAAAUAGGGCACAACACGAAAUAAUAGUGACUGUUCCUGCCGCCCACACCUGGGAAGGGAAAUGAUCUAUGCUUCUAUGCUAGGUAGCGCUUUCCUGCCUACCAUGGGGAGACCCACACUAGCACUCCCCUGACCUUGGGAAUCUCUACUCUGCUGCCCUUACCUAAGAGGAAGGAAACCUUAUACAAUAUUUACCUUUCUCUAGGUUAUAUGCUUCCUCCUACUCUUGACACUUGCACCUAUAACUCCCAGUUUUAAAGGCUGUAACAGAUUAACUGAAAUGUAUCUCUGCACCUACUGCCCUGUUACAAGGACCACUAUGCUGGUCUUUAGAAUAAAGGCACUAAACUCUCAAAUCCUUUCCCACAGCUCAGUUAAUAAAUCUGAUUAGGACAUAAUCCAGGUGAUUGUUUCCCAGGACAGACAGUUGAGACCAUUCUGCAGUUUAGUUGUUAAGGAGAGAGCCCACAGAAAGAGCGUGCAUCUUACUAUACGUGUGGCAAGACUCAAGUUUAGCCUGAUCUCCAGUGAUAAAUUCCCCAGCCAAGGAACCACAGUCAGUGCAUGUGGAAUGAGAGAAGCAGGAUUGUGAAUCAUACUUGGUAAUGGCAAGGCUUUGUCCUGCAAAAUAGCUUUACUUGAUUAAAGUUUUGGAUUGAAUUACAGUGACAACCAAGUUCUUUUGACUGAUGUUUCAGCUGACAGCUGCCUGUAUCAGCAACUCUGCUUCUCUGAAGAUACCUGGAUUUCUAUGCUAAGGUUCUCAGCUCCCUCGCAUGAGACAGGCUGGAGCUUCCUUAGCUAUCCAUAAUUUUGAGCCCACGGGGCAUAGGCAGCUAGUACUCAUUCUGAUACCAACUGCCACUUUCCACUUCCUUUGUUAGAGUAAAGGAAAAAAUGAUUUCCGAAAGCAGUUCUUUUGUGAAAGGCAUGGUGUUAGGAGGACUCUUCUGUGUAUUUGUCACACUCAUAGGACAUAAUAAGAUGGGCCACGGGACUAAAGCACAUCACCAUGAGCAUCAUCAUAUUCAAGCACCUAACAAAGAAGAUGUCUUAAAUCUGUCAGAAGGUGAGCGCCUGGAGCUCAGCCACAGUAUCCGUGUUUAUUGUAUCAUCCUUGUAAAACCUAAAGAUCUUGGCAAUUGGGCUGCUGUGAAAGAAACAUGGAGCAAACACUGUGACAAGGCCGAAUUCUACAGUUCUGAAAGCGUUAAGGUGUUUGAUUCUGUUGUUCUCAACACAAAUGACAUGUGGAUGAUGGUGAGAAACGCUUAUAAAUUAGCAUAUGAACGCUAUAAAGAUGAGUACAACUGGUUCUUUCUAGCACAUCCAACGACAUUUGCUGUUAUAGAAAAUCUCAAAUAUUUCUUGCUGAAAAAAGACGCAUCACAGCCUUUUUAUAUAGGUCAUACUGUAAAAUCAGGAGAGCUUGAGUACGUAGAUGGUGAUGGAGGAAUUGUCUUAAGUAUAGAGUCCCUAAAAAGACUCUCUAAAAUUUUUGAAGACCCUGAUAAGUGUCCAGAACAGGGAGGCUUGAUUUGGAAACUCUCUGAGGAUAAACAACUAGCAGUCUGCCUGAAAUAUACUGGAGUAUUUGCUGAAAAUGCAGAAGAUUCUGAAGGAAAAGAUGUCUUUAACACCAAAUCAGUUGGUUCUCUUAUUAAAGAAGCAAUGGCUAAUCACCCUCAACAAGUAGUAGAGGGAUGCUGUUCUGACAUGGCCAUCACUUUCAAUGGAUUGGCUCCUAACCACAUGCAUGUAAUGAUGUAUGGUGUUUAUAGGCUCAGAGCAUAUGGGCACAAUUUCAAAGAUGCACUGGUUUUCUUACCUCCCACAGAUUCAGACAAUGACUGAUACCUGUUCAAAGAAGGCAUAUGUAUUGUGUAGAACAUGCAGUCAGCUGUUAAUGCAUAAUGUGACUUGCAUGUAUACAAGCUGGUGCAAUUUUUGUAUUUGAUGGUAUCUGUGUAUUUUUUGCACAUCAGGGUUUGGUCAUUUUCGUUUCAAAAGUGGGAAUCUUUUUUUCCUAAAACUUUUAUACAAAAAUGUUUCUGGCUCUUGACUGUGUUGGAAUGAAAAAUGUUAAUGGUAAUGCUACAAUCUUUGUGUGAUAAAGGAAAUGAAUUUAUAGGGGAUGUUUGUAUGGCUAAAUAUUUAUAAGUGAAAACAAAUGAAUCUUAAUCUAUUGUAAUUUAAAUAUAUUUUUGCAAGAUUUUUUGAUUUUGAACUCUUCCAUGCACUUCUUGAAAAUCUUUAUAUCUUUCUAAGAUGUACAAAUAAAACUGAAAAUACAGAAUUUUGUAUUAAAGUACAACUUUAAGCUGU
This is a messenger RNA of Chrysemys picta bellii (western painted turtle), 2824 nucleotides long. The record is from RefSeq and is a predicted model, not a curated record. Lineage: Eukaryota; Metazoa; Chordata; Testudines; Emydidae.